GGGCGGUGAGGGGAACCAAAAGAGAACUUUACUCUGGAGGAAAAGAGGUUUACUAAGCGUCUGAAGGCGGGACCGCGAACUUGUCAAGUUUUCUUUCAAAGACUCAGUAAUUACCCUUUGGACCUCUAAUGGCUGAUAACAGGGCCACCCUUGUCAUUGAUCGGCUACUCUACUACUAUUAAAGGCGUACUCAAGACGCUCUGCGGGACAACAAGUGGGAUGAACACGUCUCAAACGACAGUCCUCCAACUAUGUCACAUAAAUCAUGGAUUGAGGAAACCUUCUCCAAGAGAGAUUGUGUGAAGUUUAUCCCCUCCUCCCGAGAUCUACACAGAUGCAUUCCAGUAUGUCAAGUUUGCCAAAGCUUGAUAAGGUGUUGUUGUGGUCGUCUAAUGGCGGAACACUCUUGGCAAAAGGCACCUCCCCCCACAGUCAUCUUUCCUGAUCCUGAACAUAAUUUACCAGAGGACUGGUCCUUGGAGCUACACACUAGAGCCAGUCCCACCAAUGCGUAUGGGACCAUCGACUUUCAGGACAGUGCGACACGUGGCUGUCGGGCCAAGUUUGUGCGCGUGUCCGUGGACUCGAAGCCAGAGGCGCUGCUCCAACUGAUGUUGAGGGAAUGGCAGAUGGAUAGACCAAAGCUCCUAUUUUCUGUCCAUGGAGGAUCUGAGAACUUCACCCUCACCCCCAAAGUCAAGCAAGCCUUCACUAAAGGCCUGAUCACUGCAGCCCGCAGCACAGGGGCUUGGAUACUUACUGAUGGUAUUAAUACUGGUGUGUCCAAGUAUGUGGGUGAGGCAGUGAAAACCUUCGGUGGCCACAACCUGAGGAAGAGGAACACAGUUGGGGUCACACCUUGGGGAGUGAUAGACAACAACACAGACCUUAUAGGAAGAGAUGUUUUCAGGCCUUACCAGCCACUGGGGAACCCUUUGAGCAAGAGAGCCGAUCUGAACAGUUUCCACUCCCACUUUCUACUGGUGGAUGAUGGAACUUUAGGAAAAUAUGGUUGUCAAGAAGGUGUCAGGAAGAAGCUGGAGAAACACAUUCAACUGCUGAAGAUCCACCCUCGAUUUAACCAAAGAGUGCCAAUGGUGUGUGUGAUAGUAGAAGGAGGCCCUGCCAUUGUUUCCACAGUGCUGGACUAUGUCAGCAAUAACCCCCCUGUACCAGUCUUCGUGUUUGAGGGAUCUGGAAGGGCUGCGGACCUGUUUGCCUUUUUACAUAAGCACACUGAUAGUGACAGGCAGUUAGAUGCAGACAUUAAAGAGGGCUUCCUUUUAAGGAUUGGAGAGGUGUUUGGAGUCGACAGAAAGGAAGCGUCUCGCCUUUGCGCUCUCCUUCUGGAAUGUAUGGAUCACAGACAAUCUAUAACCAUCUUUGAUUCAGAGUCAGAGGACCACAUGGCCCCAGAUGCCGCCAUUUUGAACACUAUUCUCAAGGGCACAAAGGCAAGUGCUGCAGAGCAGCUGAGUAUGACUCUAGCCUGGGACAGGGCUGACAUUGCACAGAAAAGCGUUCUGGUGUAUGGACAACACUGGCCGGUGGGUUCAUUGGAACAGGCCAUGCUGGAUGCUUUGGUGAUGGACCGCGUCAGUUUUGUCAAACUGCUGAUUGACAAUGGAAUGACUAUGAGUCACUUCCUCACCGUGGAUCGCCUGGAGGAACUUUAUAACAUGCCUCAAGGACAGACUGACCAUUUUCUUCAUCACCUUGUUGAGGAUGUGAAACAGACCUCUCUACCUCCAGGAUACCGGCUGUCUCUCAUUGACAUGGGCUUAGUCAUAGAAUACCUCAUCGGAGGAGCAUACCGCAGCACCUAUACACGCAAACACUUCAGAACUGCCUACAACAGACUACAGGACAAGGAAGGUAGACGUGUCAGUACCUCUUCCAUGUCCGAACAAAAAAUUGGAAUAAUACCAAACUCUCAACGGAGGGGAAGUCCUCAGGAACCGCAUUUCUUUCGAACUGCUCAGCCUUACAAACGCAAAGACCAGAACGUGCCACGUACUACCAGUGUAAAGGCUGUAUGGAGUACCGAACUUUGUGAAGCACCACUGGUUUUUUCUUUCAACUUUAAUGAUGUCUUUGUGUGGGCCGUGCUUCAGCAGCGCCAACAGAUGGCGCUGUUCCUAUGGCAACAUGGCGAAGAGGCUCUUGCUCGGGCCACAGUCGCUUGCAAGCUUUAUCGCUCUAUGGCCUUUAAGGCACGGCAAAGCAGCAUGGAUGAUCACAUUGCGGAGCAAUUCAAAGCAUAUUCACUUGAAUUUGGGCAGCUGGCAGUGAAUGUUUUAGACUGCGCAUUUCGUCAGAAUGAGAAGAUGGCAAUGAAGCUGCUCACUUCUGAGAUGGAGGCAUGGAGCCACUUUACCAGCCUGCAAAUAGCAGUUUCUUCAUGUCACAGACCUUUUGUUUCGCACUCUUGUACGCAGUCCCUCCUCACUGAUCUCUGGACUGGUCCACUCAACAUGAGAAAAAACUCAUAUUUAAAGAUCAUUUUGAGCCUUCUCCUGCCUCCUGCCAUUCUGCUUCUGGAAUUCAAAAGUAAAGCUGAAAUGUGUCAUGUUCCCCAGUCUCAUGAGGCAAUUCUGUUUGGACGUGACACUCUUAAGCCAGGAGCAAGGCAUGAUGAAACCGAUGACAUGGCUAACCAGGAUGCAGAGCAUGGACUAUCGUCCCAGGACAGAGCUCGUGUUUCAGGGUCUGAAGAUCUUUUUCCAAUCACUUUGUGUACUGUGUCCUGGAUCACAAGACUUUAUGAAUUCUACACAGCUCCUGUUGUUAAAUUCUGGUUCCAUACAAUGUCAUACCUUGCCUUCCUGAUGUUAUUCUCCUACACCAUCUUAGUGAAGAUGGACGAUCAACCAGGUGUUCAGGAGUGGUUGGUCAUCUUAUAUAUAUUGACCACAGCAGUGGAGAAAACCAGAGAGGUGUUAAUGUCAGAACCAAGGAAGCUGAGUCACAAACUGAAGAUUUGGUUCUCCGAGUACUGGAAUGUAUCUGACUUCAUUGCCAUCGUCAUCUUCCUGUUUGCUCUGGUGAUGCGUUGGCAUGCUGACCCAUACCGGACAGUCGGACGGAUCGCCUACUGUCUGGAUUUUAUAUUUUGGUUCGUCAGGGUGAUGGAUCUUCUGGCUGUCAAUCAACAUGCUGGUCCCUACCUCACAAUGAUUACCAAAAUGACCUCAAACAUGUUCUUUAUCGUGGUGAUGAUGGCAAUUGUACUGCUCAGUUUUGGGGUAUCGAGGAAGGCCAUCCUGUCACCAGAUGAAGACCCAUCAUGGAGUUUAGCUCGUGACGUGGUGUUCCAGCCGUACUGGAUGAUCUAUGGAGAGGUCUACGCAUCAGAGAUAGAUCCUUGUGAUGAUGGUCAUCCAUGUGCUCCUGCUUCCUUUCUCACGGCAUUCCUUCAAGCCGUCUACAUGUUUUUCCAGUACAUAAUCAUGGUCAACAUUCUCAUUGCAUUUUUUAACAACAUUUACUUUGAUAUGGCAUCAACAUCCAAUAAGUUGUGGAAAUACAACCGCUACCGAUACAUAAUGACCUAUCUGGACAGACCAUGGCUGCCUCCACCCCUAAUUCUCCUCAGUCACAUGAGUUUUGCUUUGCGAGCCAUUUACAAGCGACUUAAUGGAAAUGCUGAGGGAGAUGAAAGAAGCUCUGGACUUAAGCUCUAUUUAGCCCGUGAUGACCGCAAAAAACUCCACGAAUUUGAGGAGAAAUGUGUACAGGCAUACCUCUACGAAAAGACUCAAGAUCUCUACAGCAGUCAGAUGAACAGAAUCGGAGUCACAGCUGACAGAGCAGAAGAAAUGUGCACGAUGGUGGGUGAAGUCUCAGAGAAGGUCAACAUCAUUCAGGACAGUCUUACUAAGCUGGACUCUCAGCUGGGUGAACUUCAGGACUUGUCAGCACUGGCUGUGGACACACUGACCCUGCUCUCUGCCUCUGACAAUCUACAUCAAGAGGAGGCUCGCCUGGCUCAGUCCCGACUGAUCCAAACAUCCCAACAUGCCCUCCCACACAGCUGGACUCUGCACCGAAGUGGUGCGGACUAUGAUGUGGCUAAUAUGAGACGACUGACGUGCAAGCCUUUUAGAAGUACUCCACCUUCGUUGAUCAAAGGCUACAUUCUUCGACAUGGGCCACAGGAGUCCCACCUGGGAAUCAGAGGGAGCAGAGGAGAAAGAGAAGGACAGAUGGAAGAGGGAGAAAAUGAGUUGCCUGAUGCUCACCAUGCUAGUGAGUUGUGUGUGGGUGUCUCUCGAGAUGCAUCGCCCUCAACAGUUCUGCACCUUCAUGGAGUGGGAAGCCAUCUUAGUGGUUUCAGUGAUCAGACACCAUUUGAGUCACGUGGACCAUCCCGCUGUGGGUCUCCUCUUUUUUUCAAAUUUGCUGACAGAGGACUGGAUACACCACAUAAACCCUGGAGCUGUGAUGCGCACCUGUACCCAAAUUGUGAGGAAAUUGAUAUGGAAGAGGAGGAAGAACAAGGCAGUGGUGAUGAAAAAAAAGAACAGAAAGAGCCAAUACAUGAACAUCUCUCCAACUUAGAAGAAUCCAAAUCUACAAGCAAUGUUCUUCUUUCUGACCCUGGAAACAUCUCUCAGGAUUUAGAAAAUGGUACCUUGCGCCAGGAUGUAAGCCAACUGAAUUCCCAGAACAGAACUUUUGUAAAAUCUCCGAGGUCGGCCUAUCUGUCAAGAGACCACCCUUAUGGCUACUGCCGGUCUUUAUCAACCAGUGUGGAGGAUAUGACUUUCUUUGGGGCAUUACCGAUUUCAAGGGGUGCAUCAUUUCCUUACCUUAACGAAGCACCAAACAAGCAAGAUGGUAAAAGAAGUUUCAGAGAUGACACGUCAUUAAAAUGGAGCAGAACCAGAGAGUUGUCCAAGUCAUCUGACUUUACCCAAACCAUGACCAGAAGAAGAACCCCAAAUAGGAAGACUGUUAAAAUACAAGCGAGCAGCCCAGACAACGGAACCGUGGACACAUUUUUGUCUGAUGCUUGCUGGAACAGGUGGCGAAGGUUGAAAGGAGAACCUGCAUGUUGGUCAGCUUCAACUAGCCUCAGUCAGCUUAAUUUUGAGCCCUUGGAUUUGCAGAAGCAAGUUUUUUCUCAUCAGGAUGUUUUGAGCCCAACUCAUUCAGCAUGGAACAGCUGGUCCAGAUCAGUGAGCCGCAGAUCUUCGUUGCAGAGUGGUUUCGCUGCUGAAGGAAGUUCCUCAUUCCAAUCAACGGAUAUGUUGUAUCCACAUUAUUCAGCCAUGGAAAGAAACAAUCUGAUGAGACUCGCUCAAACGAUCCCAUUUACUCCCGUUUCCAUUCUAGGUGGUGAAGAGGUGAGCAUUUACUCCCUGGAGGAAGUUCACUCAGAGGCUGACCCUGAAUCUAGCACAGUGUCAUCAUGGUCUUCACGAGGCUUGUCUGCAAUGCUUCAACCUCUCCCGAGUGAAGAGGGAUCGCUGGAUGGGGGCCUGCGGCGGGGCCGCAGGGUGUUAUGCACCUGGGCCGAACGGGAUGUCCUCAUACCUGGAAUGGUGUACGUGGUCAAAGCCUUCAGACCAGAGGUGCUGUCUGCCUGGCAGAAAUACUUUCACGGUAGCACAGCACUGCAGCUUUGUUUGAGAGAGAUUCAGCAGCAGAGGGCAGCACACAGGAUGAUGCAAGUUUUCAACAAGAUCAAACCCGCUGGCAUUAAACAUUCACCAAAAUUUCUGGACGUAUCAUUGGUCCUUUGGCAUUCGAAUGGCCAGUGGCUGACUAUUGAAAGGAACAUGUCUGGUAACUUCCAAAAGUACAACAACAACACAGGAGAGGAGAUCACACCUUCCACUUCACUGGAAGAGCUGCUCCUGGCCUUCUCACACUGGACCUAUGAGUACUCAUGCACAGAACUGUUGGUGCUUGACGUACAAGGAGUAGGAGAGGAGCUGACCGACCCAACAGUCAUUAUGGCAGAAAUGCACAGUAGCGGCAGGCGUGAGAUGCUGUUUGGCCCCGACAACCUUGGAGAUUCUGCCAUCAAUGCGUUUCUGCAAAAGCACUCAUGCGGUGCUUGCUGCCACACGUUGGGCCUCUCAGCUUUAAGGAGGCAUCUGGACACAUGCAAGAAAAGCAGUGAGGCAGAGCCUGCGCCAGGGGAAACGGAACAAGAGGAUGAGAGGGGAAAAAAACGUCUCGGCUAAAAGCAUCACGCUACCUGGGGCCCGUGAAGUAGGAAUAAAAGGACACGAUUACAUUGCAGCUCAUGCACAGACAACUCUGAACUCACGCUGUCCUCUGAGAAAAUAUUGACUGACUCCUGCAUCAGGCCAUACAUACGCAUGCUGUCAUACAGCAGAGAAAACAAGUUAAAUUUGUGACCGAGACACACACAGAUGUAUCCAUUUCAAGUAUCGUACAUGUCAUGUAAAUGCUCAUACAUUAUUUUUGUUCAGACUGUAAGAAAGCAAAUUAUAAGCAGGUGUAAGAAUCUAUCUGUGCUGCUUUUGUAACACGCUCGUUCAAUUAUGUCACCAGACAUGAGCAGUUAUGCAAGUGCUUUGUGCAAAUACAUACUCGUGUUGUACAGAAAGGAAAAAAAUGAGGCAGAGUUUCACCCAUAAAAUUUAUUGAAUUUUUUUUUCUUCCCACAACAAAAUGUCUACAAAAGCGAUAAAAUAUAGAAUUUAACAAAAAUCACUUGAAACCUUCACAUUAUAUGUACACAUAUCAAAGGAGGACUCAGUAAAGGGCCCUGCAUAGCUCUGAACUUCAACCCAUUCUAAUCCGUAAUGUGGGUGUCUGCGACGCAAAUAAAUGCAAAUUUAUACAUGCAUACACACGCACGCAUAAGAUCAUUCUAAUGUGAAAAAGAAACUGUUUGCACAGAGGAGCUCAUCGUGGAUUGAUAGUCAGAGCUCAGAGUCCUGCAGAGUCCUAUAUGUCCAAAUGAAGAAAGCAUAACAUGUAAAAACUGUUUGCCAGUGUAAUCAAAUGCGCAUUUUCCUUGAGUUUCCUGAUUGGUUUUUCAAGUAAACUCAACACAGUAAAGCAUCUACAGCCCACUUCCAAUCAUUCCUCUUCUCACUAGCUAUGGCACUUUGAAAACAAAAGAAAAGAUUUCCUUUUUUUUUUUAAUGUAAUUUUGGGGGGAAUGUUUGUUUUGUUAGUCCUGUGUAAAAGAGGGUCUGUAACCCCAAAUAUCUUUUUUAUAGGUACCGGUUACAGAUUGCUACAUUAGAUUUUAUUUGCUCUUGCUUGCACCCAAAGACAUUCUAAAAAAUAAAUUAACAAAUUUCAACACUAUUUGAAUUGCACGCAUAUGUAAUGCAUCGAGAAAGCUUACAAAGCAUCGGUACACAAAACAUUGUCUCAGUCUCACUGUAUCUCUGUUCCUCCCACACGCGCGCACGCACACACACACACACACACACACACACACACACACACACACACA
Hippocampus comes (tiger tail seahorse) is the source of this 7447-nucleotide messenger RNA. RefSeq names its product transient receptor potential cation channel, subfamily M, member 6 (gene trpm6). The transcript has 40 exons. Gene Ontology annotation, biological process: protein phosphorylation; metal ion transport; protein tetramerization. Gene Ontology annotation, cellular component: apical plasma membrane; plasma membrane. The record is from RefSeq and is a predicted model, not a curated record. Lineage: Eukaryota; Metazoa; Chordata; Actinopteri; Syngnathiformes; Syngnathidae. Bases 252 to 6194 code for a protein of 1980 amino acids. Gene Ontology annotation, molecular function: protein serine/threonine kinase activity; ATP binding; monoatomic cation channel activity.